Molecule: messenger RNA, 576 nt
Organism: Solanum verrucosum
Lineage: Eukaryota; Viridiplantae; Streptophyta; Magnoliopsida; Solanales; Solanaceae
Exons: 4
Coding region: 1-576 (191 amino acids)
Source: RefSeq, a predicted model, not a curated record
AUGGAAGAAGCUCAUAGUUCCAGAUAUUCAAUCCAUCCCAGUUCUACAAAGAUAUACCGUGACUUGAGAUUAGUCUACUGGUGGACUGGUAUGAAGAGGUGUAUUGCAAAGUUCGUUUCCAAGUGCCCAAAUUUCCAACAAGAUAGAGAUGCACAAUUCACCGCUCAGUUUUGGAAGUCUUUUCAGAAUAGUUUGGGUUGGAAGGUUGGUGAAGCUGAGUUGAUAGGACCAUAUUUGGUUCAUCAAGGAAUGGAGAAGGUGAACAUUAUUCGGGAAAUUUUAAAGACAUCACAGAGUAGUCAGAAAUCCAAUACAGAUGUUAGGAUAUCCAAGAGAAUUGGAAAUGUAGCUUAUGAGUUGGAGCUAGUGUCAGUGUUAGCAGCAUUCCAUCCAGUGUUCCAAAUCUCAAUGUUGAAGAAGUGUAUGGGCGAUCCUUCACUUAUUAUACCUACUGAGAAUAUCGGUAUGAAGGAAAACCUAUCUUAUGAGGAUGUACCUGUUAAGAUUCUUGAUCAUCAGGUUCACAAGUUAAGGACCAAGGAGGUUGCAUCAGUCAAGGUUUUAAGGAGAAAUUAA